CGCUUGCCCGAGACCCGGAAGUGACGGGCUGGGGGUUGCGGGGAGCGGGUGAACUGGUCGUCGGCCUGGGUCAGUUCGGGUCAGGACUGUUCUCUGGACGGCCAUCGGCGCCCACAGGCACUCCCGCCACGCUUGGCCUUCACCAGGUAGAGGGCUUGGAGUGCAGCGUCCAUGUCUGUCCAGAGGUCAGCGAGUGAAGUGUGUGGGACACCCAGUAACGGCGGCCAGGCAAGCAACAUUGAACUAACUGAACUGCUGGAUGACAAGCCCAAGCAACAGGCUGGUGGGAACUCUGCAGCUGUAAGUGCCUUUGGCGGAAUGGAAGUUAAGACAGACCCUGGAACACAGAAUGAGGAGGAAGAGGAAGAGGAGGUGCGAGUACUGACCCUCCCUCUUCAGGCUCAUCAUGCAAUGGAGAAGAUGGAGGAGUUUGUGUACAAGGUUUGGGAGGGCCGUUGGCGAGUGAUCCCUUAUGACGUGCUUCCUGACUGGCUGAAGGACAAUGACUAUCUCCUUUAUGGACACAGGCCACCAAUGCCCUCUUUUCGAGCUUGCUUCAAGAGCAUCUUUAGAAUUCACACAGAGACCGGUAACAUCUGGACGCAUCUGUUGGGUUUUGUCUUUUUCUUGGGCCUGGGAAUCCUGACUCUCCUGAGGCCCAAUAUGUACUUCAUGGCCCCCCUGCAGGAGAAGGUGGUCUUCGGAAUGUUCUUCCUGGGAGCUGUCCUCUGCCUCAGCUUCUCCUGGCUCUUCCACACGGUGUACUGCCAUUCUGAGAAAGUCUCCAGAACGUUCUCCAAAUUGGACUAUUCAGGAAUCGCCUUGCUCAUUAUGGGCAGCUUCGUGCCCUGGCUGUAUUAUUCAUUCUACUGCUCCCCCCAGCCCCGGCUCAUCUACCUCGGGAUUGUUUGCGCUCUAGGGAUAUCAGCCAUUAUCGUUGCUCAGUGGGACCGAUUUGCAACACCUAGGCACCGGCUUACAAGAGCAGGGGUGUUUCUCGGUCUAGGCCUGAGUGGUAUAGUACCCACUCUACAUUUUACCAUCGCUGAAGGCUUUGUAAAAGCAACAACUGUUGGACAGAUGGGCUGGUUUUACCUGAUGGCGGCUAUGUACAUCACUGGGGCUGGGUUGUAUGCAGCUCGCAUUCCAGAACGCUUCUUCCCCGGAAAAUGUGAUAUCUGGUUCCAGUCGCACCAGUUGUUCCACGUGCUGGUGGUGAUUGCAGCCUUUGUUCACUUCCACGGAGUUUCCAACCUGCAGGAAUUCCGAUAUGGGCUCGAAGGAGGGUGCACAGAUGACUCGCUGCUCUGAACCCCAGGACUGUUGCACAAAAUUCUUAAUGACGAGACCUAAAGUGCAUUGAAUAUUCUCUUUCUUCGGUUCCUUUUACAAAACAAAUUGUCGCUCGCCUAGCCUCCCCCCUCCAAGAAAAAACAAUUUUUUAAAGGACAGCUUCUUUUUUUCAGUGAACUGUGUGAAGGCAAGGCAGAAUCAGGCUGGGUGAAUGUUAGUGAGAUUGUUAGUCCCUGCCAGACCUCUAGUCUCAGUAACUUUGUUUGGAAAUGCCCCAAUAAGAAGGCAACACUAAGGACAAUGGUCUAACAGCUGGAGAAUAAACUUGGCUGGUGGUGGUCUCAUUAGCCUAUUGGAAACCCUUGCAGUUGGAGCAGAAAUGAACCUCGACAGUACUACAACAAAGCAACAUCUCAAAUUCAAACGUCACUCUUCACGUAAAAAUACAAUCCCCAGCUUCACGGGAACACAAUCAUACUAAAUUUGACACUAAGCCACACAGGGUGGUAAAUAACUAAAAGGUAGAUUUUAAAAGCAGUUAAAUGGAAGGGCAGGCACCAGUGCUGGAGAGCCUAUUCCUGUGGGGCUCCACAGCCCAGAGCAGAGGAGCACGGGUUUCAGAGGGAUUUGGGGCUGGAGGAGAUUACAGAGUUGCAGAUGGGAGGAGAGGAGAGAGGCCAAGGGAAGUUUAAAGAAAGUGAGAAGACUGAAAUCGCGUUGCGCCUAUCCAGAUGCCCAUCUGAAUCAGACCAUUUGAGGAUGUUGUAAGAAUUUUGAUGAUGUUGUUUAUGGAAUGUAGAAGUAAGGAUGCCAGGGACGUCGUGAAGCACCAUGUUUUGUCAGUUGACAGGCGGGUUGUGUUGGGGGAGAGAGGAGUGUACGCCACAAGGUUGGAGCCAGGCAGUAUUUCUGAAGAGGUGGAUUAAGUAUGUGGGGAUGUCAUACUUGGAGUCAAAAUGACACUAAAACUGUACAGUCUCAGGCAAGUGCAAUAGAGAACUAGAAGUGAUGGCUCGUGAGCUGAGUAUGUGGAAGCGGCUGGGUGUACUGGCUUCAAUUGUCCCAAUGCGCGUUUUGAGGGGAAUUUCUGCACAUUCGGUGUAAGAGAUCGAUAAACUGCCUGAUAAUUUGGAGAUGUUGAAAGAAAGCUGAUGGCGAGGUGAGCUGGAUUGUCCGUGUUUUGUAGAUGUGUAAUGUAAGUGAACCUCUCCUUUAGAGGAUGCAAGGGAGAUAACAUUACAUGGGUGAGAAGAGAAGUUACUUUGAACAAUGCUUUAGCUAUGCCUGGGUGACAUGGGUGAUAGGAAUGGAGCAAGGAGACUAUGCUCAGUGGCUUUGGAUGAAGAUGGUGUGGUCAGCCUAGUCAGGGGAAGCCAUAACUGGAUUGGGAGGUGAGGGGAGAGAGGGAUUACACUUGUCCAUUCACAUAAGAUACACUCUGGGUUUGCUUCAUGUCUGGAGAAUGCUAGUACUGUAUAUUGAGCACGUUCAGAUUCCUUUCUCUGUGAUCUACUGAGCUGCUCCUCUUCAGCAGCUGAAAUCUGUUGGUAAGCACUGUGACUGAGUGUGGGGCGGGAAUAAAACUAGCAGAGCAAUAGUGCUGAUGAAAGGGCACUUUAUAGCAGGUGAUGUAGGUAGUGCACAGUAUUUAUUUAAAGGGGGCUUUAAGAUUGCUUAUAGAUAUGUAUAUUUCUUCACAGGCAUUGUAAAUUAAUUUUUAGGGGGGGAGAGUAACAAUGUACAGAAUUUAUGUAGCAGUACUUGAUCUGACAUUGAUGAUGUAAUCUACCCUGCAAUAAAAAAGAUUGGACUAGG
Molecule: messenger RNA, 3108 nt
Organism: Hypanus sabinus (Atlantic stingray)
Lineage: Eukaryota; Metazoa; Chordata; Chondrichthyes; Myliobatiformes; Dasyatidae
Product: adiponectin receptor protein 1-like
Exons: 8
Coding region: 172-1311 (379 amino acids)
Biological process (GO): adiponectin-activated signaling pathway
Cellular component (GO): plasma membrane
Molecular function (GO): signaling receptor activity
Source: RefSeq, a predicted model, not a curated record